AUGGGUAUUACUGGAUUUUCUUAUUCAAACGGUUGGCUAUCGAGGUUCAAGAUGCGUCAUGGGAUUUCCUCACAAAUCAUUUCUGGGGAAAGUGCUGGUGUUGACCCUCAAUUAAUUUCAGAUGAUAGAAUAACUAUCGCGCUUUGCUGCAGUGCCGAUGGCAGUGAAAAAUUAAAACCAUUUGUUAUUGGAAAGGCUGGAAAUCCUCGUUGUUUUAAAAAUUUCAAUGUUGGACUUUACUGUGACUAUGUACAUAAUAAAAAGGCUUGGAUGACAUCAGUAAUUUUUUCCGAUUGUCUUCAAAAAUUCAACAGUAAAAUGAGACGACAAAAUCGCGAAGUCUUGCUUAUAAUGGAUAAUGCACCCAGUCAUAUUAUCCCAACACUUUCAAAUGUGAAAAUUCAUUUUCUUCCUCCAACAACAACCAGUCACCUACAACCGCUUGAUUCAGGAAUUAUACAGAGUUUUAAAAAACAUUACAGUAAACAACAGUUGUCUCACUUGAUAAAGUGUAUCGAUCGAAGGGAAACACCGUCCCUAUUUUUAGACUCUGCUAUUCGAUACGUGAAAAUUGCUUGGGAUUCCGUAACCAGUGAGACUAUUAUUAAUUGUUGGGCACAUAGUGGGUUGAUCAAGAAACCUGAAGGAAUAACAGAAUCUGACGACAGCACUCAGGGUACUAGCAAACUUGAAAAUAUGUUACAACGGGUUCAGGAGGAUUUAGAUAUGGACCCAGACAUGAGACUAACUAUUCGACAAUUCAUCGAUUCAGAUCGUGACGCCAACCCGACCGAAGUUUUAACUGACUCUGAAAUUCUGGAGACAGUAAAAAAACCUACUUCCGAAUCAGAAUCUGAAGACAGUGACAAUGAACCUAAAAAUAUUUACAUACCGUCAAUGUCAGAAGCUAAAACUGGUAUCGACAACGUUCUUAAGUUCUUGGAGCAUGACGAGAGAACGACAGAACAAGAAAUUAAUAAGUGUUUGAGAGAGCCUGGAUGUGGUUCUUGGAUUGUGGCAAAGGAUAGAGAGGAAUCCAGUUACAUGGGUGCCAAUGUUCUAUCACAUACUAGAACAACUUUUAUGAAAAAAGGUUCACUGAACUGUGUUAAUUUAUCGGAGGCCCUGAAGGCCGCAACAGGAGAAUCAAAGAAGAUGACACAAUAUAUGCAUGUUGACGCAGGAUAUUCACAGAGAGUUUCAAAUGAACACUAUUUCAGUUGUGAUUGUGUCAAAUGA
Molecule: messenger RNA, 1239 nt
Organism: Saccostrea echinata
Lineage: Eukaryota; Metazoa; Mollusca; Bivalvia; Ostreida; Ostreidae
Product: tigger transposable element-derived protein 6-like
Exons: 3
Coding region: 1-1239 (412 amino acids)
Cellular component (GO): nucleus
Molecular function (GO): DNA binding
Source: RefSeq, a predicted model, not a curated record